Vitrella brassicaformis is the source of this 3065-nucleotide messenger RNA. Lineage: Eukaryota; Vitrellaceae. The record is from the annotation of a GenBank genome assembly.
GGGAAAAUGACCUGUGGCUUAUUCAUCGCACUUACCCUUUUGCUGACCCGUGUCUGUCCGGCGGCUAUUCGCAAGACAGCACAAGCCAACCUCUCGUCCAACCGCACUGUCCCCUCUUCUUUCGUCGUGCAAACAACAGCAGCAACAACCGACCAGAAGGCACGAAAGUCAAGGCAAGACGAGCCCGACGGCGAGAGUACCGAGCCCCGUUCCUUCGCGGGCCUUUCCCAGGGCGAGACAUCCCGUUCUCGCACGACAGGUUUUGUUGGCGGUCGAGUCUUCGAAAACGUGGCGUCUCGGGCGAGCCAUCCGAAGGAAAUGUACAAUGACGUGGCGGCAAUAGAAGAGGACAUGUCCACAGAACAUCGGGACGCUGUUCUGCACGUCAACGAGGCCAAUCGUAAGACUAACAUUCCAUCAAGCCAUGACCUCGAGGUCCACACAGGCCCCAACCCUGACUUUUGGCUGAGCAAUCCCCCAAGGGGGCCGAUAAGGGACGGAUACGCGCGUAGGCGACGCCACUCAUCCACAACAUACACGCCUACUUCUCGUGUGUCUCUGCAGAGAACUUCGAUCAGGACCAGAUCCUCGAUCCGACCACAGCCGGCCAGUCGUACCUCCACAACCUCGCAGAGGCGCCGUCAGGCUUCCAUCAGUAUGCCGUGCGGCAGUCCAUGACCAAACGAAUGGACCCCGGGAUGAUCACUUCACAAGAGACAUCAUCCGGGAUGAUCGCAUCCUCGCGAAUGGACCCCGGGACGAUCGCUUCGCAAAAGACGUCUUCCGGCAUGGGGCCCCUCCCCCCUGGCGCGUCGUGGGUGCCGUCGCCGGGCGGCACCAGAUAUCUGCGGAUCAUGACCUUUGACGUGCAGAUGUACAUUGCCCCGUGCCUAAGGAAAAAGAAGGGUGGGCGAGGGAGGGGAGAUGGUGUCAUAUAGGGUGAGAGACACACUGGGUUGUGUGUGUGUGGUCAGGUGCGAAGGAGUGUUUCUACAUAUGGGAGGGGUGCAACUCCAAGGACGCGUCGAUAUGUGCGGUGGAGCGCAUCCUCGAGCUCAUAAGGACAUCCAAAGCAGACAUUGUCGCACUGCAGGUAAUUACGAUGGCCAAUACCACACGCACUACCAACCUACUUGCGUGUCUCAGGAGCACCACGCCCAAGUUCCGGUUGAGGACGAAGUCUACAAAAUGGUCAUUGAGAAAUGGGUGCAUUGAUUAGGAGGGUGCAUGAGUGUGUGUGUAUGUUUCUUGUCGUGCAGUGGGUGGUGGCCCCUGCGGGUCAGGUGGGCUUCUUCAGCAACGCCAUCCUCAUCCGCCGCAAGAGCGGCAUCCGCGUCAAGAACUCAUUCGCAUUCCAAAUAAGGAGAGAAGAUGCAGAAGUGCCCGAAAUGCCACCGAGGUCAGCCCGCGUGCGGCCAACAUCACAAUAGCCUUUUGGCACCUGCCCCUUGCUCAUUCAGAUCUGCCGCAAUGCUGUGGACUGAGAUUCCCCACAUCGGGCCAGUGGACAUCGUCUCAUGCCAUCUAGUAAGAAUGAACACUACGAGAUUGUGCGCAGCUCCCAUAUGCCGUCAUGUCUCGCUGUCGGUCAGGCCGGUGGUCGUUUCGACGACUUUCACUGGGAGCGUCUGAUCGACGAGCGGGAGAAGGAGCUGCAGAAGAUCGCCUCACACAAGCGGCCAGGCAUCCCCAUGAUCAUCGCCGGCAACUUCAACACUCACUUCAACGACCCAGAGGUAGGCUGGACAGUACGCCUACCCAAUGUGUGACUCGGUCGACGCUCAUUUGACAGGUGGUGUUGCCGAUCAUCCGCAACCACCCCAUCUACCGCAGUCUGGCGGAGAGCGAGUGCACCAGGAGGGACGGCUUCCAGAGAUACAUGACCAGCGGACACGAAUGGCUGCAGGAAAACGUAUGCAGAAAGAGAGAGACACGUCUUUUUUCUGCCACUUUGCUCUUCCUGCUUGUGGUUGUGCGUCAGGGGUUCUUCCCGGCGUACACGCCCAAGGAGUUCCUUCCGUGUGAAGAAGAGUUCUCCCCCACAGCCCUGCUGCAAGAGAAGGCCCACAAGUCAAAGUCCAAGUCGCCCAUCAACCCCACCAGCCCAAACAGCAAGAUCAGCAUCAACAUCAACUCCUCAUCGCCCCAGAUCAGCCCGCCCUCUCUGCCUUUCCUCAAGCCGACCCCACAGCUGGCACACGACAAGCCCACCACAUACAACGAGACGGGCGUCUUUUCCUCACUGCAAAGGGAGGAGAGAAAGCACGGCGGAGGGGCAGGGGUGUUCGGCAACCUGGCGGUGCCAUCCAUGUCGGAGCUGCAGGCGGCCCAGAGGGCCUUCUAUGGGCUGAAUGCCACCAGGCAGAGAGUUGGUGCUGGAGUGGGGCCGUUCUCGUCUGCUGCUGGUGGCGGGGGUGGUUACUAUAGCAGUGUGGGCGGGCUGAGGGGUCAGUGUCUCAACAGCAGGAAGUGCUGCCUCAAGAGCAACUGCCAGGCAGGCGCACACACUGAACGAAAGAACACACACAGGCAGGGAAACAUGUGUGUCUCCAUCCACUGCGUGGGUGCAGGGGCUGUGUUACAGCACCAAGUUCGGCGGCAUCACCGACUGGAUAUACUUAUCGGUACACACACACACACACACACACACACAGAGAGAGAGAGAGAGAGAAAGACACGUUUGAGUACUACACACUUGUGCUGUGUACACCAAAAUGUCAGAGCGACCUGAUGACGCGGCUAGCGGCGCAGCACAGCAACUUCUUCCUCAGCGGUGUGUGGCGCGAGAUAUGGCUGUUCGACGCCAUCGGGACCGACACGUUUGUGAAGCGGUGCGGCAACCUGGAAAUCACUGACAGCAUGCUAAGCGAAGAGUCACUCAGCCACCACAACGCCAUUAUGGUACUGACUGAGACUGCCUGUGUCACUCAUGAUGUAUCUGUGUGUGUGUGUGUGUUGUGCAGGUUGAGUUUCAGCUGCCUUGCGACCCGAGGUCAACGGUGCUGCACAAGCGUGUGCAUUGGAGUGAGUGCUUCGACGUCGACCCACACAUGCAGGCUUAGGAA